Synchiropus splendidus (mandarinfish) is the source of this 2796-nucleotide messenger RNA. It is a transcript of the gene pyroxd1, whose product is annotated as pyridine nucleotide-disulphide oxidoreductase domain 1. The record is from RefSeq and is a predicted model, not a curated record. Bases 201 to 1691 code for a protein of 496 amino acids. The transcript is spliced from 13 exons. NCBI's taxonomy places the organism in Eukaryota, Metazoa, Chordata, Actinopteri, Syngnathiformes, Callionymidae. Gene Ontology annotation, molecular function: flavin adenine dinucleotide binding; oxidoreductase activity.
AGUGGAGUCCGCAUAGGUCUCGUGCUUUGAAAAGUAGCAGGCUUUUGUACAAUUUCAAGCGGUUUGGUCUCUCGUAUGCCGUGUUCUCGUUGUCCUUCUUGUUUAUGAACUCGAGGGAACACAAGAAUGAUAACUUAAAUGUUUUAAGUGUGAACGUUAUAACGUGCUGUUAGUCAUUAUUAGCUUAGCAGUUAGCAGCAAUGACAGCCAGACAGAAGUUCUCGUUUGUUGUCGUGGGAGGAGGCAUCGCCGGAGUGACGUGUGUGGAGCAGUUGUCAUCACAGGUUCCGUCCGCAGACGUAGCCCUGAUCACUGCGGGUCAGCAUGUCAAGACUGUGACCAACUAUAAACAGGUGUCUAAGACGCUGGAAGAAUUUAAUGUGGAGGAGCAAGCAUCCAGUGUGCUGGAAAAAAAGUACCCCAAUCUCACUAUUGUUCACUCUGCUGUGCAGUCACUGCACACACAAUCACAUACUGUAGAGACUGUGGAUGGACGAAUCUUCCAUUACGAGAAGUUGUGUAUCUGCAGCGGUGCCAGGCCCAAACUCCUGACGGUGAACAACGCAUAUGUGCUGGGAAUACGAGACACUGAUAGCGCCCAGGAGUUUCAGAAGCGCUUGUCUGAAGCCAGGAGGAUUGUUGUUGUGGGAAAUGGUGGAAUCGCCUUAGAACUAGUGUUUGAAGUGGAGGGCUGCGAGGUAAUCUGGGCUGUGAAGGACAAAGCUAUAGGAAACACCUUCUUCGACGCAGGAGCGGCUCAGUUCCUCAUUCCUUCGCUGGAUGCAAGCAAACCACAGACGGUGAUCCCCUGCAAGAGGCCUCGGUAUACCACUGAGGAAGCUUCUGUUGGGGCGUCCCACACCUUCACAGCCGACAGGAACUUAAGAGGACGUGGAACUGGACCAACGGAGUCUGGAAGUGCUCUAGGACCAGACUGGCAUGAAGGAAUCACCCUGAAAGGAGCGCAAGAGGUGUCCCGCAGAGUCUCCGUGGAGUAUGAGUGUGAGGUGGAAAAGAUCAUCUCCACUGACGAGGCCCUCAACUGUUCUCCACAAACUGAAACCAGUGGAUCAUGGCCUGUUUCUGUCCAGCUCACCAAUGGGAAGACUUUUGGCUGUGACUUUGUGGUCAGCGCCACCGGAGUUAUUCCCAAUACAGAUCCUUUUCUCCAUGGCAACAAUUUUCUUCUGGCAGCUGAUGGUGGCCUAAGGGUGGAUGACCACAUGAUGACAUCAGAGCCUGACGUGUUUGCAGCUGGGGAUGUGUGCACUGCAUGCUGGGAACACAGUCCUCUGUGGCAGCAGAUGCGUCUGUGGACACAGGCCCGUCAGAUGGGCUGGUACGCAGCACGUUGCAUGGUGGCUCAGGUUCAGUCAGAACCAAUUGAACUGGACUUCUGUUUCGAGCUCUUUGCCCACAUCACUAAGUUCUUCAACUAUAAAGUGGUUCUGCUGGGGAAGUUUAACGGGCAGGGACUGGGCUCUGACUACGAGCUGUUGGUGCGUUGCACCAAAGGACAGGAGUAUGUGAAGGUGAUCCUCCAUAGAGGACGCAUGGUAGGCGCGGUUUUGAUCGGGGAAACAGACCUUGAGGAGACGUUUGAGAACCUGAUACUGAACCAGAUGGACCUCACGCCGUAUGGAGAGGAUCUGCUCAACCCUGAUGUGGAUAUAGAGGACUAUUUCGACUGAGCGUUGAACUUUUAUUAAGUCUGUCGUCAAUCAUAAACGGAAUGUGAGAUAAGGCUUGUAAAAUGUGUGCUUGUGUUUUCAACUUGGCUCGCUAACAGACCUGUGAGAAGUGGAACUAGUGCCAGAGGUUAUCUCAGGUGAUUUCACAGGAAUUAAAGAGGAAAGAUGUGGAUCCUGCUGGCCUGGUCUCAAGAAUCCCAACAGGGGUGAAAUUAAAUCUCUCAACACAAAUGAGAAACAUGUGCGAGUAUGUUAAGCUUUCAUGCUGAACAAUCACACUCACUCGCACACACUUGUUGCUAUGCUGCGUUGAUCAUAUUUCGACCUAAAUAGCAACCAGAGCUCUUGUGCCUCAGCAGGCGUCUUGACGACGCUUGUCAGUGUCUAUUGUUGCAUCUCUCUUGAGAAACUGCUGGUGUUAAAAAAAUGUCGUCCCUCUGGGAAAAUGGAGCUGGCACUGAGGAUUGAGUUGGACUAACCAAUGAAAUAUUCCCAACUAUGUUUCCUGCUGUUCAUUGAUAAGUAUAUAUGUCACAACACAUUUUAGUUAUUUCUAAAUACCUCAUUUCAGUGUGCAAAGUUAUGAUUUUGGUGCAUUCUUGGCAUGAUAACUAUGCAUUUUUGUCCACUUACCCAAGGUCAGAUUGUGGCGGCGUACAGCAUACAAGGUUUUGUCUGGGCAAAACUGAUAUGUGCAUACAACAAAAUGCUCUGGAAGAGAAAUAAAAGGCAGCAGGAGUAUGUGUGUGAAUGAGAAGGAGGACGAGGCUGUGAAAACAGUUCAAGUAUUUGCGAACAAUCAUUAAUCCUCUAACUAGGAAAUUAAAUUACACUGCUCACUCCAUGCCAGGAACAAUUUGCUUAAGGACAAGCAGUAGGUAUUAGGAAGCAAUCCAGUGACCCCUUUAUCUUGAGAUAUCUAUUCAAACUCUGCCACAUGGCCCAUCCAACAGCACAGGCACUGUAAUACAAUAACAGUAUUGUGAGUGGGUUUUAUCUUGCAUUUGUUCUCAUAUGCACAUGAAUAAAUCGAAUUAAAGUGGGUCAGAAGAUAAAAAUGAACAUUGCUAGCACAAUAAAAGAAUGGAGAGAUGACACCUUCGUU